Messenger RNA from Contarinia nasturtii (swede midge), 906 nucleotides. RefSeq lists its product as uncharacterized. Lineage: Eukaryota; Metazoa; Arthropoda; Insecta; Diptera; Cecidomyiidae. The transcript is spliced from 3 exons. The coding region runs from base 114 to 794 and encodes 226 amino acids. The record is from RefSeq and is a predicted model, not a curated record.
UGUCAUGACAGUAGUCAAAAAUGUUCUAGACCAAAACAACAUCCAAAGCAAAUAACAUUGUGUUCGAAUUCCAUAGCUUUAAAUUUGUAUUAGAUGAACGUGAACAUUCUAAAAUGAAACCAGUUUCAUUCAUCGUAAAGCUGCCUGAUUCAUAUUAUACAUUUUCUAUCGUAAAACAAAACAAAUGUACCAUCAUUGAGGCAGUUGAUGAAAUCGAUGGUGCUGGCGUAACCAAAGCUAUAACUCCAAAUCAGCUAGUGUAUGCUGUAAAAGAAUUCAAUUUGCUCAAUCGAUUUCGUCGACGAGUAUUUUACCUGUUAAAAGAAUUAAAUUCAACAGUGUUGUUUUGCAUCGUUGAGCCGAUCAAUGGCGGACUAAUCGAUUAUGCUUGGUGCCAACGAGCGACAUUAUUAACAUGGGAAUACGUUGAGACAGAGAAUUUAAUGUCAUGGCUGUCAACGCUUGGCGGUGCCUUCUCUGCAUUAGGUGAUUCAGUUGAAAAAUGUGCUGAUGUAGCAGGAAAAAUAUCAAGGUAUCAAUUGAAAUUGGCGUCCAGAAGUGGAGACCCAUCGAUAAUUGUACGAUGCAAACUGUAUUACAGCAUAUCACUGAUUCAAAAGGGUAAAUUGAAUGCGGCAAGAAAACUGAUAUUAAGUCAAUACGAAUAUGCAAAAGAAGAACGAUUGGCGGGCGAUAAUCGAAUAUAUAAAAUGUGUCAUGGUAUUUGGCUCAAAUUACAAUAUGCUCAAUCAUUGAAACUUCAAAAUCGACGUAAAAUCCAUAGUAAAUCGUAGUUUGAAAAUGACCUUACCUUCAAAUGAGUCAGAUGAAGAGGGCGAAAAUAAUGUUGAAACUAGAAAAUGUUAAAGAUGAUGGUGAAAUAAAACAUGCUUCUUUUAUUUUCAA